Molecule: messenger RNA, 1978 nt
Organism: Salvia splendens (bonfire salvia)
Lineage: Eukaryota; Viridiplantae; Streptophyta; Magnoliopsida; Lamiales; Lamiaceae
Product: BTB/POZ domain-containing protein POB1
Exons: 6
Coding region: 194-1843 (549 amino acids)
Biological process (GO): response to red light
Cellular component (GO): nucleus
Molecular function (GO): protein binding
Source: RefSeq, a predicted model, not a curated record
CCGAUUUAAUUUUACAAAAUUGGAAGAAUAUUUUGCUCUACACUCCAAAUCAGCUGAAAACCCCAGUAAAUCCUAGAACAAACACCCUGUAAUCCCCUUCAAAUUUUAGUUCAUCCCCCCUGUGCACAUUAAAAAGCGGGAUUUUCGGGUUAGAAAGUUGCAUUUUUUUUUCCUGUCAGAAGCAGCUAUUUUAAUGGCGGCGGCCGCCUGUUCGCCUGAAUCCCCGCCUACCGACUACGGGUUUGCCUUUGACGAGGCCAAUUUCUCGGAUAGGGUUAUGCGCAUCGAGAUCUUACCCGAUUUACCGCGAUCCAAACCCGACCCGGAUGAGAACGACGGUGAUUGGGCCCCCAGCCGGAAGCGUCGCCGCGAUGACCCCCUGUCUAAUUCAAAUGACCUGGCAGAACAAAGUGAAGUACAGGUCUUGAAUAGCAGUAUGCCUGAUUUGGAAGAUGGUGUUACUUAUGAAAAUCAAGAGGAAGCUGUUCCAAUGAUUGAAGAGUUACCUGUGGUUGAAGAAAUGACUCUGAACCAACCCAAUGGGACUGAUUCCUGCUGCCUUGCAGGUCCUGAAGUUACUAAGGACAGUGAGCCAUCAUCUAGCACGGAAUAUUUACCAGUUCAAGUUAGGACUGUACACAUUAGCUCUCCGAUCUUGGCUGCAAGGAGUCCCUUCUUUUAUAAGUUGUUUUCAAAUGGAAUGAGGGAGUCGGAGCAGCGACAUGUAACUUUACGAAUUCAAGUCUCAGAGGAAGCUGCCCUCAUGGAUUUGCUAAACUUCAUGUAUAGCAAUACGUUACAAAGAACUACACCAACUGCAUUAUUGGAUGUAUUGAUGGCGGCUGAUAAAUACGAGGUUGCAUCAUGUAUGAGAUAUUGCAGCCGAUUACUGCGCAGCUUGCCAAUGACUUGUCAAUCAGCCCUGCUUUACUUGGAUCUUCCUUCAACUGUUUUAAUGGCUGAUACAGUUCAGCAACUAAGGGAUGCUGCCAAACAGUUUCUUGCUGCCCACUUCAAGGACUUAAUCAAGUAUCAGGAAGAGGUUAUAAGACUGCCUUUAGCUGGUUUCGAGGCAGUUUUAUCUAGUGAUGAUUUGCAGGUGCCCUCAGAGGAUGCCAUUUAUGAUAUUGUGUUGAAGUGGGCCCGAGUACAUUACUCAAAGCUGGAGGAACGACGAGAGGUCUUGAGCAACCGUCUAAUACGUUUGAUUCGUUUUUCAUGUAUGACUAGCAGAAAGCUAAGGAAAGUCCUAAUUUGUGGUGACAUUGACCCCAUAUUGGCAUCCAAAGUCGUUCUUGAGGCUCUCUUUUUCAAGGCUGAAACUCCUCAUCGGCAGCGCUCUCUUGUGGCAGAGGAUGCCAAUGCUUCAUACCAUCGACUCGUGGAGAGGUCAUAUAAAUACCGGUCAGUAAAGGUGGUUGAAUUCGAAUCACCUAGGAAGCAGUGCAUAGUCUACCUGGAUCUCAAGCGAGAUGAAUGUGCGCAGCUCUUUCCCUCUGGCCGGAUCCACUCACAGGCUUUUCACUUGGGUGGGCAAGGGUUUUUCUUGUCAGGGCAUUGCAACAUGGAUCAGAAUGGCUCUUUCCACUGCUUUGGCCUAUUUCUGGGUAUGCAAGAGAAGGGUUCAGUUUCCAUCACCGUAGACUAUGAGUUUGCAGCAAGAAUGAAGCCCUCGGAGGAUUUUGAGAGCAAGUACAAAGGGAAGUACAUGUUCUUGGGAGGAAAGGCCGUGGGCUACCGCAACCUAUUCACGACGCCGUGGACUGCGUUCAUGGCCGACGACAGCCCUUACUUCAUCAAUGGCAUUCUGCAUCUUAGGGCGGAGCUCACAAUCAAUAAAUAACAUAUGCAAGGUUUGGUGUAACAUUUUGCUAAUGAAACUCAGCCCAUGAUGUAAAUAUUCAUCGGUGUCUAAGAAAUUCUGUUUUAUGUGCAGCGGUUUGCUUGAGAAUUAAUCAAAGCUCUCAACUUUACCCUA